AUGCCACUGGCCACCACGAAUGCCAUUCUUUCUGUCACUUUGGGUAACCUCGGCGCUCCACGUAUCUGUCGAAUGGAUAAUGGCGCCUCGGAAAGUGUCUCUGUCCUUACCGCCGACUCCACAAAGGGGACUCUGUUAUCGAGCUCUUCUGGUGGAACUGGCUCCCGGAGCUCUAAUAACUUAGCUUCCGCAUUAGAGACCCUUAGCAUAAUAUCGAAACUUCCAGAAAAGUCACGACAACGCCUGAAGCCUGAAAACCAAACUUUGCAAGGCAAAUUUCACAAAAGCAGGUCAUCGGAUAAUCUUUCUCGAGUGUUCGGGACAAUAAAGGAUUCCUCAUUAGAGCCUAGUACAAGUUCAACGAGCCCUUACAAAGAAGUAGUCAAAGAUCCUCAGACUGAUCAGGACGAUGAGGAAGAGGAAGAUGAUGAUGAUGAUGACGAGGAUGAGGACGAUGACGAUGACGACGAUUCUGGAUCUGGCUAUGCGAACAUUCUAUUGCAAGGUGAGGCUGCUUACCAAGAACCAGUAUCAGUACGACCCAGGCUUUCGCUGGAAUCACUACAAUAUGCCGAAACCAAUAAAGCAGCAGCAUCAGCACCUUUUCCUUGGCCCGACGAUGGUCCGGUGAAAUGUUCUCUUAAAAAGGGUCUAUCCUGCUCGGCUGCUGUUGGAUGUGCCUGGUGCCGCCUGGUUCCUGGUGCUCGCUUUCCACUAGAGACAUCGUUUUGUGCACCUCAGAGCGUCUGCUAUGGCGGCGUGCUUUACGCACCAUCGCCGUAUCCAGAUGUGGCUCUUCAGCUACUUGGUAAGAAGGGAAAAAAGUGCGCGACUAAGAAUUGUUUAUCUAAUUGUCCAUAUAGUAAAAUUGUAAUAAUCGCUACUAGAUCGCCCUUUCCAGAAGUGACGCUACGGCCAUUUAGUAAUAAGAGACUAAUUUGA
Protopolystoma xenopodis is the source of this 942-nucleotide messenger RNA. The record is from the annotation of a GenBank genome assembly. NCBI's taxonomy places the organism in Eukaryota, Metazoa, Platyhelminthes, Monogenea, Polystomatidea, Polystomatidae.